Messenger RNA from Apodemus sylvaticus (European woodmouse), 1366 nucleotides. It is a transcript of the gene Asphd2, whose product is annotated as aspartate beta-hydroxylase domain containing 2. Bases 157 to 1188 code for a protein of 343 amino acids. The record is from RefSeq and is a predicted model, not a curated record. The transcript has 3 exons. Lineage: Eukaryota; Metazoa; Chordata; Mammalia; Rodentia; Muridae.
GGUGGCAGGAACCGAGGGACAGUGGCAGCCGCACCUCCCCCUGCCGCCGCCGCCACCCCUUCUGCCUCCUGCUAACUUGCAUGCUGUGGGUGCCCUGGACACCCGCAGAGGACUGACCAUCUGAGCCAGCUUCCCUCCAGCACUGAGAUCCUCAACAUGUGGCUGGAGUGGCUGGUGGCCUGGAGCUGGUCUCUGGAUGGCCUGAGGGAUUGCAUCGCCACCGGUAUCCAGUCCGUGCGGGACUGCGACGGCUCAGCCGUCCUCACUGUGGCCUGCCUGCUGGUCCUGUUUGUGUGGUACUGUUACCAUGUGGGCCGCGAGCAGCCCCGCCCCCACGUAUCCGUCAACUCCCUCCUGCAGGGCGUGGAUGCCAACGGGCUGCAGAAUGGAUCCAUGUACUGCCAGUCACCAGAGUGUGUGCGCUGCACGCACCACGAAGGCCUCAACCAGAAGCUCUACCACAACCUGCAGGAAUAUGCCAAGAGGUACUCAUGGUCCGGCAUGGGCCGCAUCCACAAGGGCAUCCGGGAGCAGGGCCGCUACCUCAGCAGCCAGCCCUCCAUCCAGAAGCCCGAGGUCUUCUUCCUGCCUGACCUCCCCACUACGCCCUACUUCUCCCGGGACGCCCAGAAGCACGACGUGGAGCUGUUGGAGCGGAAUUUCCAGGCCAUCCUCUGCGAGUUCGAGACUCUGUACAAAGCCUUCUCUAACUGCAGCCUCCCUCAGGGGUGGAAAGUGAACAGCACCCCCAGCGGGGAGUGGUUCACCUUUGACUUUGUCAGCCAGGGCGUUUGUGUCCCCAGGAACUGCAGGAAGUGCCCACGGACUUACCGCUUGCUCGGCAGCCUCCGGACCUGUAUUGGGAACAAUGUUUUUGGGAACGCCUGCAUCUCAGUGCUGAGUCCUGGGACUGUGAUCACGGAGCAUUAUGGACCCACAAACAUCCGCAUCCGGUGCCACCUAGGCCUGAAGACUCCCAAUGGCUGUGAGCUGGUGGUGGGGGGCGAGCCCCAGUGCUGGGCAGAAGGCAGAUGCCUACUCUUUGAUGACUCCUUCCUGCACACUGCGUUCCAUGAAGGUUCCGCUGAGGAUGGCCCACGGGUGGUCUUCAUGGUGGACCUCUGGCACCCCAACGUGGCAGCUGCUGAACGUCAGGCCCUGGAUUUUAUCUUUGCUCCGGGACGAUGAGGACACAGCCUGGGCUGGAGCCAGGCUGAGUGGUGGGUGGACUGUGGGAUUGCCCACCCUAACGGUGCCCUGAUCCAUGCCGGAAGCGUGAAUGGCUUCUGGCCGCUGUGGGGCGUCUCUCCUUCGAUUACUGGGAACUUCCUGGGUUUCUUUCCCCUUCCAGCUAUUUGCUGGGACU